This is a messenger RNA of Cannabis sativa, 1468 nucleotides long. RefSeq names its product purine permease 3. Bases 58 to 1209 code for a protein of 383 amino acids. Gene Ontology annotation, cellular component: membrane. Gene Ontology annotation, molecular function: purine nucleoside transmembrane transporter activity. Lineage: Eukaryota; Viridiplantae; Streptophyta; Magnoliopsida; Rosales; Cannabaceae. The transcript is spliced from 2 exons. The record is from RefSeq and is a predicted model, not a curated record.
UGGCAGUUUCAUAUCAUUAUAAAUAAGUCCCCACACUAACAAUACUUGUCAAAUUAAAUGGAGCAAACUCCAAGUCCAAAACAAAUUAGCUUCAAAGAAAUGGAGGAAGAUGAGAACAGAAAGACCAAACAAAGAAGGAUCCUGCUUAUAGUUAACUGCAUAUUAUUAACAAUAGGAAACUGUGGGGGACCACUAAUCAUGCGGCUCUACUUCCUCCGCGGCGGCAAACGAGUCUGGCUCUCAAGCUGGCUCGAGACAGGUGGCUGGCCCAUCAUCCUUGUCCCCUUAGCCGCCGCCUACUACCAACGCCGGCGCAGUCACAACCCAUCCAACAAGAUCAUCCAGAUGAAGCCGUUUUUGUUCAUCGGCUCAGCCGUGAUAGGGUUGCUGACCGGCUUCGACGACUACAUGUACGCCUACGGCGUGGCUCGUCUCCCGAUAUCGACAUCGUCCCUUAUAAUCGCAUCUCAGUUGGCUUUCACAGCCGUAUUCGCUUACCUUCUUGUUAAGCAGAAGUUCACGUCGUAUUCUGUAAACUCUGUCGUUUUGCUGACUACCGGUGCGGCCGUGCUGGCUCUCCACACGAGCAGUGACCGGCCCAACGGAGAGUCGGAGAAAUCUUACGUGAUUGGGUUUCUGAUGACGGUAGCCGCGGCGGUUCUGUACGGCCUCAUAUUGCCGCUGGUAGAGUUGAUGUACAAGAAGUCGAAGCAGAGGAUUACAUACUCCUUGGUCUUGGAGAUUCAAUUGGUCAUGUGUUUCUUCGCAACUGCUUUUUGCACAGUCGGCAUGCUUAUUAACAGAGAUUUCAAGGCUAUUUCUAAAGAAUCUAAAAAAUUUGAAUUAGGAGAAAAAACGUAUUACGUGGUGCUAGUAUGGAGUGCAAUAAUUUGGCAAGGGUUUUUCUUGGGAGCAAUAGGAAUAAUAUUCUGUUCGUCGUCGUUACUCUCUGGAAUUGUUAUUGCGGUUCUUCUUCCUGUGACAGAGAUAUUAGCUGUUAUUUUCUACAAAGAAAACUUCCAAGCCGAGAAAGGUGUGGCACUUGCACUUUCGUUGUGGGGCUUCGUUUCAUAUUUCUAUGGGGAAAUCAAACAAACCAAGAAACUUAAAAAAGAGGCAGAAGCCCAGGCGCAGAUAUUGAAGAAUAGGUCCACCACUUCCCCCCAACUACAUUUAGAGAUGCCUCAUAUUCACACCCCAUCAGCCUGAGAUCACUAUAUAUAUACCUACGACAAUUUCAUAUGGGAUAUCUCAUUUUAAAUUUAAAAUAUAAUAAUAUGUUGAGUUAUCCAUAUAUUAAAUUGCAUUAAUUAGGGUAAUGACUAUAUAUGGCAAAAUAGAGUGUUAAGACAAAAUGUCUCCUUGUCGUACUUACAUUUAUACAGACAUUGUUAGGGUUAGUAAUGAUGUUAUAUAUCUAUUCUAUAUAAAGUAUGCCUAUAUAACCGAAUUCUUGGUUUAUGAGAAA